CCCGCCCGCCCGCCGCCGAGAUCAGCCGGACGGUGCGGAGCCGCGCUUCACUUCCUGCGCCGGCAGCGGGAGCCGCCCAGAGACCUCGCCGACGGGCGCCGCGCGCGCUUCCCAGGUGACAUUCCUACUGCACACGAUGCCAGGCACCUGUGAGACUGUGGGGCGGCCAGGCAGCCUGGUGACCUUGAACGUUGGCGGUAAACUCUACAGCACAACUCUAGAGACUUUGACAUGCUUUCCAGAUUCCAUGUUGGGCGCCAUGUUCCGCGGCCCCCAGCCGGCCCUAACCGACAGCUGUGGGAACUACUUCAUUGACCGUGACGGCAAAGCAUUCCGCCACAUCCUCAACUUCCUCCGUUUUGGCAGGCUAGACUUGCCAGAGGGGUACGCUGAAUUGUCUCUCUUGCGGGCUGAAGCAGACUUCUAUCAGAUCCGUCCCCUUCUAGAGGAGCUGCGGCGGGUAGAGAUGGAGCGAUGGCGCCAGAGGACCAACGCGGUGCUUCAUGCCGAUGUGGAUUUACGCAAACGCUUAAUGCACUUCAAUGUGCGCCAUGGGCCGCAGAACUACGAGCUCAAUACAUGCUCCCUUCAUAUUUUCACCGCCAAUGUCUUCUGCACAGACAGGCAUUUCCUUGCCAUGCUGCGAAGACGGUUGAGCCAAUCAGAUUGCACAACUGGUGGCUUUGAAGAGGGAUGUUCUGGGAAGAGCGUGGACCAAUCCCUGAGAGGGACAGAAUCCCUAGGCUGCCUCAGCCAAUCAGAUGAUUCCGAUGCUAUGGUUAGAGAAACCAGAAGUGAUCCAACUUGGGAUUCCAUCACCACCAGUGUACAAUACAGGGGACAGAAGAGGCAAUUGGACGGUUCAAGAACCAAUGGCGAAUUGAGAAUUUGUUCAGGCGAUUCCACAGAUGAAGAUGUAGAAACAGAUGAAGAGAUGUUGGACUACUCACCUGUGGAAACCAAAAUGUGCCACCAUCUUUGCUUGGAGUGGGCACCACGCCCAGCUGAGCUCCCGGCAGCAGAAUACGCCAAACAGAAGCUGCAGUCGCUGAGGGUGGGUGGGAGGGAGAUCAGGACUGCCAGUGAAUUUCUGGAAGAGGUGUUGAAGGUGGCGUUGGCUCAAGGCUUCCGUGUAGAUUCCGUCUUCCCUGACCCAGCCGAUAUCCUGAACGCCCGCUCUUUGCGGUUUGUCCGGCACUGAAUCUUUUGUCCAAACACCAGGGGUGGAACGGUAUCAUGUGAUGAUCAACACCAUCUUAAAGGAAAAUGGAGAUGGUUUUUUAAAGUCUCCUGCGCCUUUGGCUUCAAGCUGCGGCAACUCGGCUGAGUGAUGGGAUUCUCCCCUCCUUUACGCCCUCGUAAAUCUUCUACCUAGAGUCACAGCAAUGAAGAACCCUGCAAAGGAAGGAACAGACUGCAGAGGGGGUGGGUGUCCAAGCACAUAAGUGCAAUGGGCAGGAAUCCCACAUAUACUGGGAUGGGGUGAAGGGAUAUCCCUGCAGGUGUUGGCUACCUGUUUGGAGAGGCCCACAAGCAUGCCUUUGUAAUCUUCCUGACUGAGGACAGUACAUUGACUUUAAAGUGAAUGGGCUUUAUCCCAAAAGCUGGCUUAACAACCAUGCGCCUUUUGGAAAUCUCAAAAGGGGAUGCUAAACACAUGCGUCACGCUCACAAAACUGCAACUUCAAGGAUUUCUUGGGGGGGGGGAAGACUGUGGUUAAACUGGGUACAAACUGGUUUAAUUUUAAAACUACACACUGCCUUUUUAAAUGUAGACCUAUUGUUAUGUCUCUCACUGCAUUGGGGCAUGUUUGGUUUCCCCCCCUCCCAAUCUAAAGAAGCCACUGUUCUGUAUAAGGGCUUUUCUGAUUGUCCUGUAGAUUUUAAAGGCACACAAACACAUCUUGGGGGGGUGGAAAUGUGACGGUUGCCUAGAUGAGUUUUGGACUACAACUCCUGUGCUGGCUGGGGCUGAUGGGAGUUGUAGUCCAAAAUGUCUGGACGGCGCCCAGUUGCCAAAGGCUCACCUAGCAGAUUUCCUUACACCUGAGCUACUUGAAAGCUUCACAUUUUGCUUCAGUAUUCUUUCCUUGUCACAUGGGAACAAUGGGUGAACAGUGGGAUGUAGAAGCUUUUUAAAGCUGUGUUUUGGUGGUGGUGCAUUUUUCUCCUUCUGAAAUGGGAGGCUCCUGUUUGAAAAAGAGCCUUGUCUAUAGCAUGAUUGUCCUUGGCUCUCCUGGAGAAGACCUGGCCAGAGCUGUUUCCCUCUUACAGUGCUACUCUCAGGGCCUGAAGCACAGAGCAUGUGGGAAGAGGAUUCUGCACUAUCCUCUCUGUCCCUCGCAUCUCCUUGCCCGCAUCCCCAGCAAACUUUUAAUGAGAAGCUGUGGAAGCCUCGCAGUUCAAUUUUGGUUUUACAUGUAAUAAAGCUUGUUUUAUAUAUAUAAAAAAUA
Molecule: messenger RNA, 2453 nt
Organism: Rhineura floridana
Lineage: Eukaryota; Metazoa; Chordata; Lepidosauria; Squamata; Rhineuridae
Gene: KCTD11
Product: potassium channel tetramerization domain containing 11
Exons: 3
Coding region: 137-1201 (354 amino acids)
Biological process (GO): positive regulation of neuron differentiation; protein homooligomerization
Molecular function (GO): protein binding
Source: RefSeq, a predicted model, not a curated record